AUGGAGGUCAGAUAUACAGACGUCGACUAUCUUGUCUUUUCUGAUGCUGCAGCCUUAAUGGCAUCUGGAAAAUCACCUUACGAAAGAUCAACAUAUCGGUAUUCACCACUUAUUGCUGCUCUUCUCAUGCCAAAUUCAUUUCUUCAUCCCCUGUGGGGAAAAUUUCUCUUCUCGGCCUCAGAUCUACUAGUAGGAUUGCUUAUACAUACCAUUUUGAAGCUACGAGGGGUGCCUGAGAAACUGUGCACCUUCUCUACAAUGGUAUGGCUUUUUAAUCCUUUCACCUUCACCAUUGGAACCCGUGGGAACUGUGAGCCCAUUGUCUGUGCCAUGAUUCUGUGGAUCAUUAUCUGUCUGAUGAACGACUGGCUGGUGCAAGCUGCAUUUUGGUAUGGGCUCGUUGUUCACCUGAGAAUAUAUCCUAUAAUUUAUGCACUUCCCAUCAUCUUAGUUCUUCAUCCUCUGCACUUCCAGCCUGGUAAGAAGCCUGCCCUCGUGGACUGGAGCUUAAGAAAGUCAAAGUCAGUCCAGGGCUCAAGCAACAUGAGAAUUACUGGUUUACAAGGAAUUCGGAUCUUUUUAGCAAGCAUUUUUACUUGGAGGAGACUCGUGUUUGGGAUUGUUUCUGGAUCGAUCUUCUUCAUCUUGACUGGAUUGUGUUUCUACUUUUAUGGAUGGGAUUUCUUGGACGAGGCACUGCUAUACCAUCUCACACGGACAGACCCAAGACACAACUUUUCAAUAUACUUUUACCACAUAUAUCUCCACUAUGAACAAGAGUUCUCAAGCCUGGAAAAGCUCGUAUCCUUUCUGCCUCAGUUCAUUGUGCAGCUAGUUAUCAUCUUUCGCUUUGCAUAUGACUUGCCAUUCUGUUUCUUUGUGCAAACUGUGGCAUUUGUAGCAUUCAACAAGGUUAUAACUGCACAAUACUUUGUUUGGUUCUUCUGCCUGUUGCCUCUAAUACUACCAUGGAGCAAUAUGAAGCUACAGUGGAAAGGCUUGGCCUGCAUCUUUUUGUGGAUGGGAGCUCAAAGUCAUUGGUUAAUGUGGGGCUACUCGCUGGAAUUUCAAGGCAAAAAUGUUUUCAUUCAGCUAUGGAUGGCAAGUUUACUGUUCUUGGCUAGUAAUACUUAUGUUCUUAUCAAUAUUAUCUGCAACCAUGCGUACUGCCCUGUGUUUAAGCAGUUAAAGCACGAAACUUCAAACAAAACAACGAAAUAUGACUAG
Messenger RNA from Fraxinus pennsylvanica, 1227 nucleotides. The record is from the annotation of a GenBank genome assembly. NCBI's taxonomy places the organism in Eukaryota, Viridiplantae, Streptophyta, Magnoliopsida, Lamiales, Oleaceae.